UUUGCAGGACGGGGGCUCUUCCAGUCUUUCCUUGGAGUAGCGGGGUGGCACGGAGAGGGUUAACGCUCAGGAAUGCACCCGCCAGGAAUGUGCAUGCAGAUGAGAUGGAUGCUAAUCUCAUGCUAAUGAGUGGCUGCCGCCGCCGCUCGGGACUGAGCCGGUUCUCCCCCUCCCCCCGGAACAUAAGCAGCGCCUCGUCUUAGCCUGGACCCCCUGACCCCCUGCUGCCAAUACGGAAUAAGGCCCGAAGGCGGAGGCUCCGUUCAGACAUGGUGGACUGAAACUCAGGAGAGUUUCCUGGCCCAUUGCACGAUUCUGCUUCCCUCCACCCGCCCAGAGCUCCAGGGGAAGGAGGGGGCGUCUUUUCCCGCUUCCCUCCUUUUCUUUCUUGUUUGCUGUCCCUAUGGAGCAGCUAUACCCCGACUUCGACCAUGCCUAGAAAAAUGGGGAAUGGGCAAUUGCCCUUACCCGACGGCUGGGAGGAGGCGAGGGAUUACGAUGGGAAAGUCUUCUACAUCGACCACAACACCAAGCAGACCAGCUGGAUCGACCCUAGAGACAGGUUAACAAAGCCAUUAUCCUUUGCAGACUGUGUCGGAGAUGAGCUACCAUGGGGAUGGGAAGCUGCAUACGAUCGUCAGAUUGGUGUCUACUAUAUCGACCACAUAAACCAAACUACACAGAUAGAAGAUCCAAGAAAGCAGUGGCGACAAGAACAAGAAAAAAUGUUAAAAGAUUAUCUUACUGUAGCUCAAGAUGCACUUAGCACUAAGAAAGAACUUUUCCAUGUGAAAGAACAGAGGCUGGCUCUUGCCUUGGGUGAAUAUGUACGGCUGAAUGAUGUUUACAAGGAAAAAUCAAGCUCAUAUACAAGUCUUUUCUCCAGCUCCUCUUCCAGCACAAAGUAUGAUCCUGAUAUUCUGAAAGCAGAAAUCUCCACUACAAGAUUAAGGGUUAAAAAACUGAAGAGGGAACUCUUGCAAAUGAAGCAAGAAUUAUUAUAUAAGGAGCAAGGCUAUGAAACAUUGCAACAAAUUGACCAAAAAAUGUCUGGAGGCCAGAAUGGAUAUGAGUUAAGUGAAGCCAAAGCUAUUAUGAAUGAAUUGAAGUCUAUCCAAAAAGCUAUAAACUCUGGUGAAAAAGAAAAGCAAGAUUUAAUGAAGAGCCUUGCAAAGUUGAGAGAAAGAUUCCUUCUUGGUCAAACUAUUGCCCAAUCAGAAUCAGACUUGAGAUGCAGCCUGGCACAUUCCCAACAGUCUCUCUCCAAGCAAACUUUGGAUGCAGGGUCUCAGACAGACAUUUCUGGUGAUGUCAGUGUAAAGAACAUGGCCAAUUUAGCUGAAAAGGUCAGAUUGAGUCUUCAGUAUGAAGAAGCUAAAAGAAGAAUGGCAAACUUAAAAAUAGAACUUUCUAAGUUAAAAAGUGAAGCUUGGCCCGGGGCACUGGAAAUUGAGAAGGAAAAGUUGAUGCUGAUAAAUGAAAAGGAAGAGCUUCUGAAAGAACUUCAAUUUGUCACCUCAUGUAAACGCACGCAAGAUGAAUUGAAGCAUUUAGAAGCAGAAAGGAAGAGACUGGAAGAGGAACUAUCUAUGAAAAGCACACCUAGUGAUGAACUUACAGAAAGGUUGAAAUUAGAAGAUAGAAAGAAUAAAUUGGUUAAAAAACUUGAAGAAACUAGUCAUCUAACCACCCAUUUACAUUCCCAGCUUAAAAGCCUCUCUGCCAGUACGUUAUCAGUGUCUUCAGGGAGCAGCUUGGGAUCCUUAGCAUCUAGUCGAGGGUCCCUGAAUACAUCUAGUAGGGGGUCACUGAAUUCUCUUAACUCUACAGACCUCUACUACAACCAAGGUGAUCAACCUGUAGAUUUAGACUAUCAAUAUAAAUUGGAUUUCAUAUUACAAGAGAAAUGUGGUUAUAUUCCUUCUGGCCCUAUUACCACCAUUCAUGAAAAUGAAGUGGCCAGCUCCCAUGAGAAAAUGGGAUACAGUGACUCUUCCAGUUCUUUGGCAGCAAGUCAUGCACCUAAAAUAACUGAACCUCCUAAAUCUAUCACAUCAUUCUCUUCAAGAUCUUCCCUUUCAUCAUUAUCUCCUCCUGAAUCACCUUUGGUUUUAGAAGGUGGCUUUUCAGUCCCUCCUCGAGAUUCUCCAUUACAUCAUUUCACCACGGACUUUGAUGACUGCGAUUUACCCAGUGACUUUACAGGCAUUACUACCUGUGAGAAACAAAUUUUCCUGGAUUCUGAAACUAGAAUAUCUUCUCAAUCACUUAAUGAUAAAUAUCGCAAUGAAAGUGUUUCACAGAGCAUAUCACAUUCAAGAAAUACAGGUAUUGACUUUUCAAGAAGAACAAGAACUCAUUUGCUUGAUGAGAAGACAGGCUGUGUUUCUGCUGCUGUAUCUGAUGAGUCCAUGGCUGGAGACAGUGGUGUAUAUGAAGCUUCUGUAAAACAACCCAAUAGCAAUGAAGUCGCAUGUAGUGAAAAUGAUACCACAAUGCUGGAAACCGCUCAAGUACAAAUAGGGCUCCGGUAUGAUACAAAGAGCUCAAGUUUUGUGAUCGUUAUAAUGCAGUUACAAAAUCUUCAGGCUCUUUCAAUAUCCCCUGGUAACAAAAUAUAUUUUAGACUUGCACUUCUUCCACCUUCAACUGACAUCAGCUGUCUAUUCCGUACAAAGUUCCAUCUUGCUACUGAACCUCUUUUAUUUAGUGAGAUGUUCAGAACGGUUCUUUCCCAGGCAGUCUUGCAGAAAAAAACUUUAAGAGUAGAUAUCUGCUCUGUCAGUAAAAGUCACCAAGAAGAAUGUCUAGGUGGAAUACAGAUAAGUCUGGGAGAUGUGUCCUUUUCAAAUGAGAUAUCUACUCUGUGGUAUAAUUUGCUAUCUUCUAAGCACACUGCUGGAAAAAGGAAUGUGAAGCCAAAGAAGUAUUCAGUCUUUGUGGCAGCCAAUCCAUCACCUGGUUCCUUGGAUGCAGUCUCAGCAUUGUUGGAAAGGACAUCAGCUGAGCUACAAGCUGUAGAACAAGAAUUGGCAGAGAACGAAGAGGAAGGGGAGGAGGAGGAGGAAGAGGAGGAGGAAGAGGAGGAAGCACAGGAUACUCAGGAAACACGAAGUUCUGAGGAAGACUGGGUAGGAAUAUUGGCAGAAGUAUCCAGAGAAAUGAAUGAAGAGAAUAAAAUCAAAGACACCAAAGAAGACAAAUGCACAGAUAGCAAGAGAAUGAGCUUUAAUUUGGAACAGGCAGGUGGUACUGAACAUGAGAAAGGCAACAACUUUACAGAAGUGGAUCUCAACAAAAAAACAAUAGUAUCCCCAAUACUGGUUGAUAGAGAAACAAAUACAGAAGAUAGGAUUGAGUGUGUAGCUAUACAACCCAAGGACAAAGCCAGCCUGAAGUCUCAACAGCAUCCUUUUGUCAGAAACAGCAUGAUAGUACGUUCACAGACGUUCUCUCCAGGCGAGCGGAACCAGUACAUCUGUAGGCUGAAUAGAAGCGAUAGCGAUAGCUCAACAUUGGCCAAAAGAACUCUCUUUGUGAGAAAUUCCACAGAACGGCGGAGCUUGAGAGUCAAAAGGCCUACUUGCCAGUCCAACUUGCGAAGAGCAGUGCGAGAGCGCCUGGUGCGUACUUCUCUUGACUUGGAGCUGGAUCUUCAGGCAUCCCGGACCCGUCAGAGUCGCCUGAAUGAUGAACUACAGACACUUCGUGCUCUUAGGCAGAAGUUAGAAGACAUGAAAGUAACAGGGCAGACGGACCUUCCUCCAUGUAUUUUGGAGGAUGAAAGAUUCCAAAAGCUUUUGAAGCAAGCUGAAAAAGAGGCUGAACAGUCAAAAGACAAAAAAAAACAGGGAUUAAAUGCAGAAAAAUUGAUGAGGAAAGUUUCAAAAGACGUGUGCCGAUUACGAGAGCAAAGCCAGAAAGUGCCAUUACAGGUGCAGUCUUUCAGGGAGAAGAUGGCAUACUUCACAAGAGCGAAAAUAAGCAUACCAGCUCUACCAGCUGAUGAUGUCUAACAAUAUUUUGCAUCAAAGGUGUUGUUCAUUUUUUAAGUGAAUGCUUUUAUAUUAUUGUUCUACAAUCUUUUAAAGACAUAUUUUUGAAUUCAAUUGUAGAUAUUGUUUAUAAAAUGCAUAUACUAUGCUCUAAUGUAACAUUUCAAAUGUGCAGACUGUUCCCUUUGUCUUUUCGCUAGAAAUAUAAAGCAAAAUAUACACUGAUACACCAAUGAGUCUAACUUUGUACAGUUUGUAUAUGUAAAAACAAAGGAAAUCCUAGUAUGUAUGAACUGCACUGCUGCUCUAUAUCAUGCAAUGUAUCCCAUAUGUUUCAUUUCCCUGCUUAUUUUUUUUCACAAGGACAGACUGUGAAAAUGGCUGUUGAGCCAUCUAAUAGGUUUUGCAAAAAAAAAGUGGUAGUAGUAGUAGUUGUAGUAUGUACAUAGCUUUCAGGAAAUGUUGAGUCCUCUUCCAUGCCAGCAGGUCUGUUUAGUGCAUACAGGUUCUGUUUAGAUUUCUGCUGUCUACAUGGGAACUUUCAUAUCUGACAAAAAAUCUUUUUCCCUUUCUACCUUUUUUUUUUUCUUGAAUGAAGGAAGAGAUCUAGAAUACUAAGCUGGAAUAGUAUCCUUUUUGAAUGUACUGAAUUUGGGGCUGUAUUUCAAAUCUCACUGUAUUUAAGAGCUUGGAGAGAAUAUGAGGGAAGUAUGUAUAACCCUCCAUGUGUUAAAAUUGAUAAUACCCAAAUGGCAGCUGUUUUAGGAAAAUGGACUCAAAUUCACUUUUAAACCUAAGUAUUCAAAGAAUGAAAAUUAAAACUAAUAUGUAAAUAUAUCUAGUAAGAGCUUAUUAAAAUAGUUACAUUCAUGGAGCCCAAACAUCCAUUUUCACAAGAAUUGUUCUUAACAAAUUUAUUUCUCUAAGGCAGUGUUUCUCAACCUUGUCAACAUUAAGAUGCGUGGAGUUCAACUCCCAGAAUGUGGGGAAAUCUUGGAAAUGAAUCCCACGCAUCUUAAAAUUGCCAAAGUUGAGAAACACUGAUCUAAGCACCCAUUGUAUACUAUUGUUAUAGAGAUUUCUUCUAAGAAACCUUGAUAAUGAGCACUUAAAAUAAUAUUAGUUGGAUUAAAAUUAAAUAGACCAUGUAAAAUGGUUCCUAAAUUAAUUAUGGCACAAUAAGGAUUAAACAUGAUCAAUAACCUUAGUUUGUUUAACCAGCAACAGGUUUAAUACAAGGUGAUUUUUUUUUUAAUUGGUUAUUCUCCAAAAUCAGCUUCUGGCUACAAGUUUACAAUAGGUUCUAGGCAAAGUAUUUGAAAAGGGUCUAUGACAGUUUGCCGCAGCCAACUUGAUGCCAACUUGCUAUGGACAAGUCACCAUGGACAACUCACCUUGGCCAACUCGCUGCAGCCAACUCAUUGUGGGACAAGAGUUACACUAAUAUCAAAGAAAUUGUGGAAUAGAAUCAUUAAAGAAAGGAUGAAAAAGAACAGACAAAAUGAAGUGUGAAUGGCAAAAAAAAAUUUUUUUAAUAUUUUUUUUAAAUAAUUAAAUUGAAUUGUUAAAUGGCAAAUUGUCCCGCAGCGAGUUGGCCAUAGUAAAUUGGCCAUGGCGAGUUGGCCAUGGUGAGUUGGUUGUGGCGAGAUGUCCCAUUCUGAUUUUAAAAGGUGCUUCACAAAGCACAUGUGGGCACAUCUGAAAUCCCACCCCAAAUUGUUCUUUCUCAAAUUGCUGAGGAAACUACUGCACAUCUUCCAGGAGGCUCAAGUUGGAAGUGGCUGCUUUAUCAAUCAUCCUUCUAGGUAGAGGUACUUUUCUAGCUGACCUUCAGUUAUCGUGCAUGUAUCCACAUGUGCAGAGUCUGUGAACAUGUUUAAAGUCUAGAAAAUCUGUGCCAAAACUUUGGAAGUAUCUCUUCAAGGACUUUUGCUUCAUUCAGUCCAUCAAGGCGUUUUGCAUAGCCGUAGUACAGGCACAGGUUUUCUUGGCAUCCUCACUUCCCUUGGUAAUUCUCAUCUGAUAACCAGGCACUGAUUAGUUUUGAUAUCAUCAUCAUGGAACACAUGGUUAUUAACGCCUUGUUUCAGUGGUAAUGUCACAGUUUUGUAGAACAGACCAAAGCAAGGCAUCUAAUUAUUUAAGAAGGGAUUGAAGAACUAGUAGUGAUAAGUGUCUUUACUAAAUUUAAUCUGCAUGCCAUACUCCCCACUGACUAAAUUAGAACUUCUCAGUUUAUAAGAACAGGCUAUUUAAACAAUGUAACUAUUGCUUCCAAGCUAUGGAACAUAAGAUAAUGAGAGAAUGAAAGUUAUUCAUGCAGUUUUAAAGCCAUUUGAUGAAAGUGACAUAUAGUUCUGUAUGUGAUACAUAUUCACAUACACACACAAAAAGACCCCGAGGAAACAAAACACUAAUUGUGUACUUGUUCAUUUUGCAACAUAAUUGUAUAUUGACAUGCUGUAUUUUAUUUUUCAAGGAUAUAAUAGUAUUGUUGAAAAAAAUAGGAGAACAUUUACAGUAUGUUCAUUGCCAUCCUUAGAAUUACAAAAGGAAAUAAAUUAUUGUGUCUUAAUUUAUUUUUGUAAAUCUCCCAAAGGGUCCUAUUAUUAUGCACAACUAUGUGUAAUUAUUCAGAUCUUUUCAAUAUUGCUUCUACUUGGAAGUAGGAAACUGCUUAAUAUUUCCUGGGUGCCCCUCUUUUUUUUUAACCCAUCUUUUAGAAGUGAACUAAACAUGUACAUGCCAUUUACUCUGUCAAGGUCAAUUGUCUAAAAGCUGAAGUCGCAAAGUUAUUUAAUAUAGAAAUGAAGGCUGAUAAUUUCAGCUUCUCAGUUUGACAUUACAAUAUAAUAAUGUUUUAGAAUGAUGUAUAGAGUUGUAUCUUGUGAUUUAUUUAUUUUCAGUCUUAUUUAUGUACAGUACAGUUUAAUAUAGUUCAGUUCUGCACGUUUAAAUUUGCGGGUUAAAGAAAGCUACUGUGCAAAUUGUUUUAGGGACACAUACAAAUAUACUUCCCUCUUUUUCUUCUGAAGUUAUGCCACAAUAUUUAGAGAGAAACAAAAAGAAUAAUAUAUUGGCAAGACAAAUUUUGUUGGAUGUUUAUAAAAAGGAUCUUCCAUCCAUGUCUUCUUUCACAUACUAAAAUUGCAGCAACCUUAACUAAUAUUUAAGAAAACAUUUUGAAGUCCUGGAAGUCUUACACAAAGUCUGUUUAGCAUUUGAAACAAUUUUGAAAACUGUGAUCAUAGACAAAUACCAGUCAAGUCUCAUACUACACUAAUAUCAUUUUUAUCAUAAAAGUUACCUAUCAGAGAAUAGAACAAAUGUAAUAAUACCUUGAUUAUCAUUACUUCAGUACAAUCCUGCACGUCGUAUUACAAGUAUUAUACAAUAUUGUUUAGCCAAAUGAACAAAGUUAGCAAAUCUUUUAUUGGAUGAAACUAAACUUCAAUUUUUAUACAGUUAUGUUAUAUUUAAGUAUUAAAUGCUCAGAACUGAACUCAAUAUUUAAUCAAGUUGUAUCACAAAUGUCUUCUAUCCUAAUAUUGCCUGUAUAUGUACACAUCACCCAGUUUAACCUUUGUCUCUGCACUUUUCAAUUGUUUCAAUGAUUUGGAAAAAUACAGUUUUUUAACAGUAA
This is a messenger RNA of Pantherophis guttatus, 7638 nucleotides long. It is a transcript of the gene WWC2, whose product is annotated as WW and C2 domain containing 2. NCBI's taxonomy places the organism in Eukaryota, Metazoa, Chordata, Lepidosauria, Squamata, Colubridae. The record is from RefSeq and is a predicted model, not a curated record. Gene Ontology annotation, molecular function: kinase binding; molecular adaptor activity. Gene Ontology annotation, biological process: negative regulation of organ growth; regulation of DNA-templated transcription; regulation of hippo signaling. Gene Ontology annotation, cellular component: cytoplasm.